UUUCGCGCCACCGCAAAUGAUUUAUUUCUCCAUAAUCAGUUAUAUAAACUAGUUUCGACUCCUGACAUCUGUGUGCACUCUGUGUUUGGGAGGUUUAUUGUUGUCGAUUGCACGGGACGAAGAAAGACCAGGACUCUGCUUGGACAUUCUCCUUCCACUGACUUCUCACCAGGACACUCGGAUCGCCUCUGAGGUAGAACGUCGAGGAGAAUCCAGUGGAGUCUGUCUUUCAUUCGCCCGGCAUGAGGCAGCAUGUGUUUACUCUCAAUUUAGCACAGAUUCUGUAGUUAAGUGACACGGCAUGAAAAAGGUUAUGAGCACCUGUAGAGCUUGGUGAUCCAGGAGUCUGAGACGAGCCAAUGAGAGGAUGGCCAGAGGUCACAUGAUCUGCAAAACCGCCAUCCAGCUGGUUCUGCCGAUGCUGCUGAGUGUGCUGCCGCUCACACACACUCAAAAUCCACCUCGUUUCAUACGGACACCCACUGAUCAAAUAGGCGUACAGGGCGGCGUGGCCUCCUUCGUGUGCCAGGCGACAGGAGACCCACAGCCCAAGAUCUCUUGGAGCAGGAAGGGCAAAAAAGUCACCAACCAGAGAUUUGAGGUGAUUGAGUUUGAAGACGGCUCUGGUUCAGUGUUACGUGUGCAGCCACUGCGGACCCCACGUGACGAGGCUAUAUAUGAGUGUGUGGCGUCUAACGAGGCCGGAGAGAUCAGCGCCUCCACCCGCCUCAUGGUGCUGCGCGAGGACCAGCUUCCUCCCGGCUUUCCGUCCAUAGACAUGGGUCCUCAGCUCAAGGUGGUGGAACGUUCUCGCACAGCCACCAUGCUGUGUGCAGCCAGCGGCACUCCUGACCCAGAGAUCACCUGGUUUAAAGACUUCCUCCCCAUCAACACACACACUCACGGACGCAUCAAACAGCUGCGAUCAGGUGCACUGCAGAUUGAUCGCAGUGAAGAAACUGAUCAAGGGAAAUACGAGUGCGUGGCUACGAAUAGCGAAGGGACUCGUUACUCAACACCCGCUAACCUCUACGUCAGAGUGCGCCGGAUCCCUCCACGCUUCUCUGUGCCACCCAUGGAUUACGAAGUCAUGCCUGGAGGAGGGGUGAACAUCACGUGCGUGGCGGUGGGCGUCCCCAUGCCGUACGUGAAGUGGAUGCUUGGAACAGAGGACCUGACCCCGGAGGAUGACAUGCCCAUCGGAAAGAACGUGCUGGAACUCACGGACGUGCGACAGUCAGCCAAUUACACCUGUGUGGCCAUGUCCACUCUGGGUGUUAUUGAAACCGUCUCACAGAUCACAGUCAAAGCCCUUCCAAAUCCUCCAGGAGCUCCGGUUGUCAUGGAGCGUUCAGCCACCAGCAUAACCCUGAUGUGGGACAGCGGGAACCCGCUUCCUGUUUCCUAUUAUGUCAUCCAGCACCGCCCCACUUCCUCCCACGACCCUUUUAAAGAGAUUGACGCCGUGGCGACAACACGGUACAGCGUCGGUGGCCUCAGCCCCUACUCGCACUAUCACUUCCGGGUCAUAGCGGUGAAUUCCAUCGGCCGCAGUCCUCCGAGUCCUACCGUUGAAGCUCGAACAGCAGAGCAAGCCCCGAGUUCUGCGCCGCGGAGAGUCAGAGGACGAAUGCUCAGCGUGUCCACGGCAAUGGUGCAGUGGGAGGAGCCAGAGGAGGCAAACGGACAGGUGGUCGGCUACCGGGUUUACUACACGUCCGAUCCUUCGCUGCAAGUCAACCAGUGGGAGAAAGAGAUCGUUCGUGGAGCAAAUUUCCUCACAAUACAGGAUCUAACACCAAACAAGACCUAUUACAUUAGAGUCCUGGCUUUUACUGCAGUGGGAGAUGGUCCUCUCUCCAGCGACCUGCACAUCAUUGCCAAAACCGGAGUUCCUUCUCAGCCCACGGAGCUGAAAGCAGAGGUGAAGUCAGAGACAAGCGUACUGCUUUCCUGGCUCCCUCCAGCUCACAGCGGCACAGACGCCAUCAUCGGAUACGAACUCAUAUACAGGCUCGGAGACCAGCCUGAGCAGAAGAUCCUGUUCGACCCCAGCGCCAGCUACGUGCUAAAGAAUCUGAAGCCCUUCUCCACCUACACCUUUCAGUUAGCAGCACGUAGUAAACACGGCGUGGGAGCCUUCACCAGCGAGCUCAGCAUACAGACUCCUCAAACCUUGUUUGCUGUGAACUUCCAUGUGAAAGCUGCUAUGAAGAGUUCAGUAUGGCUUGCCUGGGAGCCACGAACCUCACAGAACAAACCUUCGACUUUUAUUAUCUCAUACGGCGACGGUCGCAAACUGGAGGUAGACGGGCGUCUCGGUCUGCAGCGCGUCGCAGAGUUAAAGCCGCAGUCACUCUACGCGUUCCUCCUGAGUAAUAAAGCGGACGGCAGCGAGGGUCUACAGCACCGCUCCGACGCCAUGACCGCUCCGAACCUGCUACCUAGAAAACCUCAGCUAGUGGAGAAGAGCAGCUCCGAGAGCACGGCGACGCUGCAGCUGCCCUCCGUGCACACACACACCCCUGUCAGGGGUUUCUACAUCAUUGUCGUCCCACUGAAGAGGCAGAGAGGAGGAAACUUCCAGAAUCCUUGGAGUGAACCGGAUGAAAUGAACCUAGAUGAGCUCCUAAGGACGAUCAACGGGACGAGCCGAUCGGUACGUUUACGGAGGCAGGCAGAGCCGAAACCAUACAUCAGCGCUUACUUCCAGAGUCUUCCGUCCGAGUUUAAGCUGGGAGACGGACGCGUGUACGGAGUGUUUCUGAACCGACAGCUUCUCAAUGGGCAGGAAUAUGUCUGCUUUGUGCUGGCCAUUUUAGAGCUUGGACAGAAUACCGUGUACUCAACCAGCCCAUUUUCGGACCCCGUGGUAUUCACGGACAUGGAGCCUCAGCCUAUCGUGGAUGAGGAGGAGGGGCUACUUUGGGUUGUGGGGCCCGUACUGGCUGUCAUCUUCAUCAUCAGCAUAGUCAUCCUCAUCCUGCUGUUUAAGAGCAAACCAGACAGGAAGCGGGCAGAAUUAGAGGGCAGAAAGUGCAGCUUCCCAAGUAGCGGCAAAGCGAUGAGCUCCCAGCAUCCAUCAGACCCCGUGGAGCUCCGCAGGAUCAACUUCCCAACACCCGGUAUGACCGAUCAUCCUCCGGUUUCUAUCUCAGAGCUGCCCAGUUACAUAGAGAGGAAAAAAGCCAACGAGAGCCUGAAGUUCUCUCAGGAAUACGAGUCUAUUGACCCUGGGCAGCAGUUCUCUUGGGAGCACUCAAACCUGGACAUUAAUAAACCAAAGAACCGUUAUGCAAAUGUCAUCGCCUACGAUCACACCAGAGUGGUGCUGUCUAACAGUGAUGGUCAGCCAGGCGGCGACUACAUCAAUGCCAAUUUUAUAGAUGGGUAUCGGAGACAAGGUGCCUAUGUGGCCUCACAGGGGCCCAUGCCAGAUACCAUCAGUGACUUCUGGAGGAUGGUGUGGGAGCAGCACACGGCUAACAUCAUCAUGAUCACCAAACUGGAGGAGAAAUCAAGGAUGCCUUCAUAUUUCUACUCCAAGAAUAAGUGUGAUCAGUACUGGCCAAGUCGAGGCACAGAGACGUACGGACUCAUGCAGGUCUCCGUGUUAGACACCGUAGAGCUUGCAGCUUACUGCGUCAGGACCUUCGCGCUCUUUAAGCGUGGCAGCAGCGAGAAGCGGGAGGUCCGUCAGUUCCAGUUCACAGCAUGGCCAGAUCACGGUGUUCCUGAACACCCCACUCCGUUUUUGGCCUUCCUGCGAAGAGUCAAAGCCUGUAAUCCUCCAGACGCCGGGCCAAUCGUAGUGCACUGCAGCGCGGGUGUGGGACGUACCGGCUGCUUCAUCGUGAUCGACGCCAUGCUGGAGCGUGUGAAGCAGGAGAAGACCGUCGACGUGUACGGUCACGUGACGCUGAUGCGCUCUCAGAGGAACUACAUGGUGCAGACGGUAGAGCAGUACGUGUUCAUAUACGACGCACUGCUGGAGGCCGUCACCUGCGGCAACACCGAGGUGCCUGCACGCAACCUCUACGCUUACAUCCAGAGACUGAAACAGGCCGAGCCGCCCGACAACAUCAGCGCCAUGGAGCACGAGUUUAAAAGGUUAGCCAACGCCAGGGCGCACAACUCCCGCUUUGUGAGCGCCAACCUGCCCUGUAACAAGUUUAAAAACAGGCUGGUGAACAUCAUGCCGUACGAGAGCACACGUGUGGGCCUGCAGCUGAUCCGAGGAGUGGAGGGCUCGGACUACGUCAACGCCAGCUUUAUAGACGGUUAUAGGCAACAGAGGGCGUAUAUCGCCACACAGGGUCCUCUGGCUGAGACAGCCGAAGAUUACUGGAGAAUGUUGUGGGAACACAACUCAACUAUUGUAGUGAUGCUCACUAAACUUAGAGAGAUGGGAAGGGAGAAGUGCCACCAGUACUGGCCAUCAGAGAGAUCAGCACGCUAUCAGUACUUUGUGGUGGACCCCAUGGCUGAGUACAACAUGCCACAGUACAUCCUACGAGAAUUUAAAGUGACCGAUGCCAGGGACGGCCAGUCCCGCACUAUUCGCCAGUUCCAGUUCACCGAUUGGCCGGAACAGGGCGUGCCAAAGUCUGGUGAAGGCUUCAUAGAUUUUAUUGGCCAAGUACACAAGACAAAAGAGCAGUUCGGUCAAGACGGACCAAUCACAGUACAUUGCAGUGCUGGGGUUGGGAGGACAGGUGUCUUUAUCACUUUGAGCAUCGUAUUGGAGAGGAUGCGUUAUGAAGGAGUGGUCGACAUCUUCCAAACCGUCAAAAUGCUGCGAACUCAGAGACCAGCCAUGGUGCAGACAGAGGAACAAUACCAGUUUUGCUACCAUGCAGCACUGGAGUACUUGGGCAGUUUCGAUCACUAUGCAACAUAAAGCGUCUCUGGUUUCUCUCACUUUCUCUGGACCAGCAGGACAUUUCCUCUGAUUUCUGUGUCUCCCAGCGCAGCUGUCUUUACACUGUCUGUACAGAGCGUGCUGUUGAGCCGCCUGUUCUUGGCUCCGGAAACGUAAGCUAGCACUGAAUUGAUUCAAAAGGUCACGUUUAGUUCUGUUCAAUUCAGGGCUAUCUUAAGAUCAUCUGAAAAUAAUCAGAACAUUAAAUCCAGCACCUGGGAGACGAGCAGUCCAACGUUUCAUUUGGAUUGUGUUUUAGAUUAAACUGUACCACUGAUUAGUUACCGACACACACACACACACACACACACAGGUAGAGUGGACCACUAGCAAUCAUGACUUUUCUCAAAAUGGCUGUGCAAUACUGAAUAUGACUGCACUUUGGAUUUAACUUGAAAGCACACACAAAAAUCCACCGUAAUUUUAUGGCCUGUUAAAUUAAGUAUUUAAAAAAACACACACAAAAAAAAAAAACGGUAUGCCAACAGUAUUCAUAUAUGUUUGUGAUGGUCUGGGAAAAAUCUGUCAGAUGCGAUCGCUGGAUUCUGGAAACCCUUCAGUUUUUGUCUUCUGAAUUUGACAUCACGUUUCCCUGCAAAACACAGCGGUGAACUCAGUCAGCCGGAAAUCCUAAAACCCUUCUAGAUAAAAGUGAUUUCCUCACAAGAUGUGAACAUCACGUGCGUGUCAAUCAAGUCAUAACAAAAUGGCUGUGUGUUUUAUUCCUCUUAUACCACAGUUUUGCGAAUACUAACAAUCGGAUUUAUUUAUUUAUUUAUUUUAUUUUUUUAAACGAACCCAUCGUACUUUAUAUCCGUUAAUGACAUUUAAUGUGUUUUUUGUUUUUCGAUGUAAUUAACAUAUUAGGUGUUCAUUUGUAAAGAACAAUAGUUUAUGCUUUAACAUUCACUAAUGCCGCUCUCUUCUCUCUCUCUCUCUCUUUGUAAUUCUCUCUCUCCUCUCUCUCUCUCUCUCUUUGUAAUUCUCUCUCUCUCUCUCUCUCUCUCUCUCUCUCUCUCUCUCUCUCUUUGUAAUUCUCUCUC
Messenger RNA from Tachysurus vachellii, 5964 nucleotides. RefSeq names its product protein tyrosine phosphatase receptor type Db (gene ptprdb). Gene Ontology annotation, biological process: synaptic membrane adhesion; peptidyl-tyrosine dephosphorylation. Bases 368 to 4900 code for a protein of 1510 amino acids. The transcript is spliced from 33 exons. The record is from RefSeq and is a predicted model, not a curated record. Gene Ontology annotation, molecular function: protein binding; protein tyrosine phosphatase activity. Lineage: Eukaryota; Metazoa; Chordata; Actinopteri; Siluriformes; Bagridae.